Messenger RNA from Gopherus evgoodei (Goodes thornscrub tortoise), 4528 nucleotides. It is a transcript of the gene NLRX1, whose product is annotated as NLR family member X1. Gene Ontology annotation, molecular function: protein binding. The record is from RefSeq and is a predicted model, not a curated record. Bases 311 to 3307 code for a protein of 998 amino acids. The transcript is spliced from 10 exons. Gene Ontology annotation, cellular component: mitochondrion. Gene Ontology annotation, biological process: negative regulation of canonical NF-kappaB signal transduction. Lineage: Eukaryota; Metazoa; Chordata; Testudines; Testudinidae.
GAGAGAAGCUGUCAGAGAGCGAACUAAAACCACGGAAAGGAAAGGGCACAGGGCAACAUUUAACAGCUGCCAGGGACAGCAGAGAUACAACGGCAUGCAGUGACAGGUGGGGAAGAGCAAUUCCAAAUGGACCCAAGGCUGUGGGACUAAUACACAGCAGCCGCCUGAGAAAUCACUCUCUGUUAUGGGCCUGCUCUGUGCCUCAGUUUCCCCAGCAAUAAAAUUGGGAUAAUCAAUGAGACAGACUCUCUUUCACCAAGGGCUCUGGGAUGGAUACAUGAAAAGUAUCCGGAAGGGCUAGGACCCUGCCAUGCAGUGCCCAAGAUGUCUGCCCCAGGUUGGGACCAGCUGGAGCAGGAUCCAGGGACCCAAGCUGGGAGGCCCAGCGAUUAUGCGCAUGCUGCUGUCACCCAGCUCUGCACCAGGUGCCAGGAGCAUCUUCAUCUUUGGGAGGAUGCUUCACCCAGCUGGCAGGCUGUGCUCCAAAACGUCCCUUCUCAGUUCCUUGUCCCUGCUUUGCAGGAGCUUUGCUCGCUACCAAGGAGGAUUUCAGGAGAGUGCGUCUCAGCCGAGCUCCACCCGGCCUGGCCAGAUGACCCUGAGGAAUGUGGCCUCUUCCGAUGCCAUCCAGAAGCACCGGAAGAGCCUGUCUGUCUGGUUCAGCCACCAGCCCAAUGAGGAGAGGCAGUUUGGCCCGUCCUUUUCACUGGACACCAUCCACGUGGACCCGGUCAUCAGGGAGAGCUCCCUGGAGGAGAUCUUGAAGCCCUCCCCUGACCUGACCAUCCUGAACCAGCUCCAGUCCCCUUGCAGCCAGACCAUCAGCCUCCAGAACCUGUUCGACGCGGAUGCCUGUGGGCAGCAGGUGAAGAACGUGGUGCUGUAUGGCACGGUAGGCACAGGGAAAAGUACCCUCAUCAAAAAGAUGGUGGUGGACUGGUGCCACGGGCGCCUGCCCCGCUUCGAGUUGGUCAUCCCCUUCUCCUGUGAGGACUUGUCACAGAGCAACGUGCCUAUCUCGCUACGACGCCUCAUCACCAAAAAGUACCUGCACCUCAAGAACGUGGUGCCACUGCUGGGCUCCACCAACCUCAAGAUGCUCAUCAUCCUCAACGGCAUGGAGCGGCUCAACUUGGACUUCCGGCUGUCUGGCACCGAGCUGUGCUGCGACCCCAGUGAGGCCGUGCCUCCCUCUGCCAUUGUGGUCAACCUGCUGAGGAAGUACCUGCUGCCAGAGGCCAGCAUCAUUGUCACCACGCGCCCGUCCGCCGUGCGCCGGAUCCCCAGCAAGUACGUGGGCCGCUAUGCCGAGAUCUGCGGCUUCUCCAACACCAACCUCCAGAAGCAGUAUUUCCAGAUGCGCCUGAGCCAGCCCGGCUGCGACGGCAGCGGGAGCAGCAGCAACUCAGAUGAGCGGGACAAUCUGGUGGAGAUGCUCUCGAGGAAUCUGGAGCGCCACAACCAGAUCGCGGCUGCUUGCUUCCUGCCCUCUUACUGCUGGCUGGUCUGCACCACCCUGCACUUCCUCUACUUCACCAAGUCGGUGCCUCCCAGCCAGACCCUGACGGGCAUCUACACCAGCUUCCUGCGGCUCAACUUCAGCGGGGAGAUCCUGGACAGCACCGACACCACCAAAGUCUCCAUGAUGAAAUACGUGGCCAAGACGGUGGGCAAACUGGCCCACGAGGGGGUGAUGUCCCGCCAGACCAGUUUCUCGGAUGAAGACCUGCAGAAGUGCUUUGAGGUGGAGAUGAAGACAGAGGGUGAGCUUAACCUCCUCAACGUCUUCCGCACUGACGUCUUCCGCUUCUUUCUCACGCCCUGCGUCCAGACGGGCAAGGAGCACACCUUCGUCUUCACCAUCCCUGCCAUGCAGGAGUACCUGGCAGCCCUCUAUGUGGUGCUGGGCGAGAAGAAGACCCUGAUGCAGCGGGUGGGGAAAGAGGUGUCCGAGGUCAUCAGCAAGGUAAGCGAGGAUGUGACUCUGGUGCUGAGCGUCGUCUCCAAAGUCCUGCCCCUGCGCAUCCUGCCGCUGCUCUUUGGCCUACUCAAGAUGUUCCCCCGCUUUUUCAACCGGCUCAGUGGCAAGGAUCGCGACACCAUCGCCCGCACCAUGGCGGUGGAGAUGUUCAAGGAGGAGGACUACUUCAAUGACGAUGUGCUAGACCAGAUAAACUCCAGUAUUUUGGGGGUGGAGGGCCCCCUGCACCACCCUGACGAGGCCCCGGAUGAUGAAGUCUUUGAGCUCUUCCCUAUCUUCAUGGGUGGGCUCCUGUCGCACCGCAAUCGGGCCCUCCUGGAGCAGCUUGGCUGCUCCAUCAAGAACCUGGCAGCCUUUGAGAUUGCCAAUGCUAUGAAGAAGACCAUGAUCAGGAACAGCCGCAAGUGGCUGCCCCCGUCUGAGCUGAUGGACUACUUCGUCUUCCUGCAUGAAUUCCAGAGUGAGCGCUUCACGGCUGAGGCAAUCCGCUCCCUCAGGGCGAUCAACCUCUCCUCCAUCAAGAUGACCCCACUCAAGUGCUCCAUCCUGGCAUCUGUCAUGGGCACCACCAGCCAUGAGGUGGAGGAGCUUAACCUGAGCUCGUGCCAUCUUGAUGUUAGCAGCCUGCAAACUCUUUUCCCUGUCCUGCUGCGAUGCCGAAAGCUCCAUUUGCAGCUCAACAGCUUGGGCCCUGAAGCCUGCAGGGAGAUCCGGGACCUGCUGCUGCAUGACAAAUGUGUGGUGAGCACCCUGCGGCUCUCGGACAACCCCGUGACAGAGCAGGGGGCCAUGUACUUGGCUGAGGCCAUCGCAGGUAACCGCUCCCUGACACACCUGUCCUUGCUGCACACCUCCUUGGGGAACCAAGGUUUGGAAGUGAUCACUCAGCACCUGGCCCAGAACCAGCACCUGAAGGAGCUCGACGUGGGCUACAAUUCGGUGACGGACGAGGCAGCCCUAGGGCUGGUGGAGGUGGCUAAGAGGCAUGCGACACUGAAGGAAGUGCACCUGUAUUUCAAUGACAUCAGUGAUGAAGGCAAGCGAGCACUGCAUGCACUGCGCAGGGACCGCGACGGCGUCCAGGUGCUGGUGUUCCUUACAGUGGGCACUGACGUCUCCGACUACUGGGCCUUCAUCCUGAGCGUAGUGAAGAAGAACCUGCCCAACUGGGACCGCGAGCGGGUCCAGCAGCACCUCAGCCUGCUGCUGCAGGACCUGGAGUGCAGCAGCCGGCAGACCAGCAACCCCUGGAAGAAAGCCAAGUUCCUGCGGGUGGAGAACGAGGUCAAGAAGAUGCUGGUUAAAAUCCAGCAGGGAACCCUCUAACACAGCCCCCCCUCACCUCUCCCCAUGGGUCUGCACCAGCAGGAUGGGAGAAUGCAAUGGACAUAAGGGCUUAACAGGGUCUGAGGGAGUCACUCUGUUAACCAUUUCCUCCACCGCCACUCCAAGAGCAGGGCUCGCUUGUGUGGCUGGGGACACCAGGGAAAUGAAGCUGAAGAGUCUCUGCUGGGAGCAGAGAGUUACUUGCAGCAUUACAGAGUGUGAGGGUCUGGGCGGGAGAAGCCCCAGUGCCGGGACAGCAGGAGGCACUGUUUUAGGCCUAGAGGGAGGUGUGUUGGCCAUGCUGGGCAGUAGAAAAGGAGGAGGUGGGGUCUGGUCAGAGCAGCUGGGCAGAGUGGGACGGGGAAGCUUGCACAGCACUGUUCCUGGCUUUAGAUGGCACCAUCGCUCCCUCACUUGUAUCCCAUCUUCACAGCCACAGCCACAGCCACACGUACCUCAGGGACACGCCCAGUUCACUGGGCUAUUUCCCAAGCAGCUCCUGGCCUCCCUUCCUGGAGUGCACUGAGGCCAUGAACGCUGCACUCUCAUCUGCUGUCUGAGCCAUGCCCAAGUAGAACUGCAGCGAAAGCAUCGGCAAGAGCCUGGAGCCACCUGGGGAAAAAGCCACGGGGCAUUGCCCCUUGGGAGCUGCCCCGUGCCUCCGCCUGGGAACCAUCUGCCAUUCCCAGACAGCAAGCGGCCAUUGCCAAGGCUGGUGAGACCCCGGCUCUGUUCCAAGGGAGAGGGGAUGGCAGCCUGAACACCACAAGGCCUGAGAAUGGUGCAGCCAUUGGUCAUGUCAAGAACAGGACAGGGUUGCUUGGUAGCAAUGGAGGCAAGACUCUUAAGGGCACCAGAGGAGGCUGAGAGCCAGUGAUCAAUCAAGGACCUGAGUCUCCUGGACCUUGUGGAGCCAUUUCUUCUAGGGCUCAGUGGCUGCCGACUGCUCCCAUUCUGAUCUGGGAGCAUUUGACACCCACCGUGCGCUGGUGUGAAUGACGGUGCUGGGGAAUCGGGGGCCCUGGGAGUCCAUCCUGGGAGGGAGGGUUGUGUGGAUUGGGACAGCGUGAGGCCCAACGUUGUGGGGAGCGACUGAAGGGCGGAGCAGCUCUGGGGGUUGUUCCCAAUAUUGGAUGCUGUUGUGCAGUUCUAUGUAUCAUUGAAACUAAACCACUUUUCUUUCUACAAACGUGAGAUGUUACCAAACUGGUCUGUUCUUCU